AUGGCGAGCAACUCAUACCAGGCGCUUCGAUCACAAUACCAAGCCGCGUUGAAGCGUUUCAUCGCUUCUCCCAGGAACCUCGAGAUACUCAACUCCGUCCGGUCGAACCAAUUACAGGAGCAAAAACAGCCUUCGCAGGCCCUAGAUGUACUCUAUGUCCUGGACUCCUCAAUUGCAAGCUCAGCUCUUCUCGAAAAACCCAGUGUCCCGUCGCGACUGCUGCUACUCCUCGCUACCCAGAAUGCCGAUAAGCCAUCCAAGCCCGCCGACUUCGAAGACCGUCUGGCUAUGAUGGAGUUGUUUGCGCAGGACCUGUUAUCUCACCUGGGAACAAACUCGCCCUCUCCGGCAAAUGCGGGCCUCCAACAGAUCGACAUUGGAGUGACAAAGAAACCAUACUUCGUGGAUAAAGCGGCGGAGAUCGAGCAGUCGGGCAUAUACUCGAACCCCCUGGAGCAGGUCCAUCUCACGGGCUACGACACUCUGAUCCGGAUCUUCAACCCCAAGUACUAUCCCCCGGAACAUACCCUCCAACCGCUUGGGCCGUUCCUCUCCCAACAUAGACUACGGGUCACCAUGCGUCCCGAUGAUGAAUGGGGUAGCAAGGAAGAGCAAAAGGCUUUUCUGCUCCACUUGGCUCAGGGCGGCCGGGAGAAUGAAGGCGGCAAGCGUGAGUGGGCGCAGCGCAUACAGCUUGUAGAAGGGAAGAAGCCGGGAGAGAGGCCCGUGAGCUCAACAAAAGCACGCGAGGCCAUUCAGACGAAUUCGCAGGAUCUCGACUGGUUGAUCCCUCGCAACGUCCGGGAAUACAUCCUGUCCCAGCGGCCGUACGCCGAGUAG
This is a messenger RNA of Aspergillus novofumigatus IBT 16806, 840 nucleotides long. Its product is annotated as putative cytidylyltransferase. The transcript has 2 exons. Gene Ontology annotation, cellular component: nucleus; cytoplasm. Bases 1 to 840 code for a protein of 279 amino acids. Gene Ontology annotation, molecular function: ATP hydrolysis activity; nicotinamide-nucleotide adenylyltransferase activity. NCBI's taxonomy places the organism in Eukaryota, Fungi, Ascomycota, Eurotiomycetes, Eurotiales, Aspergillaceae. The record is from RefSeq and is a predicted model, not a curated record.